AGGACGGAGAGCCCGGAGGACAAAUCCUCCUGUGAGAACCUGGUGGGAGAGGCCGUUUUGAAGGGCUCCACGGCGCAGGAAGGCAGCGGGGAGGAAAAGGGCCAGAGAUCCCCCCGCGGGAGGGGCUCCAAAGCCAGCCCAGGGUGCUCUGAGGAGGAAAGACCCAGCCUGUGCUGGGAAGGCGGCCAGAGCUUGAGGCAGAGUUCCGACCUGAUGGUUCCUGAGCAGCCUCCCAGCAGGCAGAAGCCCUUCAGGUGCUUGGAAUGUGGGAAGAGCUUCAGGAAGAGCACCAACCUCCUCAAGCACCAGCACAUCCACACUGGGGAACGUCCCUACACUUGUAGGGAAUGUGGGAAGAACUUCAACCAGAGCUCCACCCUGAUGCGACACCAGCUCAUCCACACUGGGGAACGGCCCUACCCGUGUGGGGAAUGUGGGAAGAGCUUCAGGCACCACUCCAGCCUCUGCAAACACCAGCGCAUCCACACUGGGGAAUGGCUCUACAUGUGUGGGGAAUGUGGGAAGAGCUUCAGGUACAGCUCCGACCUGAUCCAACACCAGCGCAUCCACACUGGGGAACGGCCCUAUUUGUGUGGGGAAUGUGGGAAGAGCUUCAGGAACAGCUCCCAUCUCUGUGCCCACCAGCUCAUUCACACUGGAGAACGGCCCUACACGUGUGGGGAAUGUGGGAAGAGGUUUCCGACCAGCUCCAGUCUCCUCCUGCAUGAGCGGACGCACACGGAUGAGAGGCCCUUCCGCUGCACCGACUGUGGGAAGGGUUUCAAGCAGAACUCCCACCUCGUCACCCACCGUCGCAUCCACACUGGGGAACGGCCCUACAAGUGUGGGGAGUGUGGGAAGAGCUUCACCCAGAGCUCUAACUUGAUCUCACACCAACAGACCCACCAUCAAGAGAAACCCUACCAGUGCCCUGAUGGUGGGAAGAGCUUCAGCCGCUGCUUCCACCCGAAAUGA
Neopelma chrysocephalum (saffron-crested tyrant-manakin) is the source of this 975-nucleotide messenger RNA. Its product is annotated as zinc finger protein 239-like. The annotation marks the transcript as partial. The transcript has a single exon. Gene Ontology annotation, molecular function: RNA polymerase II cis-regulatory region sequence-specific DNA binding; DNA-binding transcription factor activity, RNA polymerase II-specific. The record is from RefSeq and is a predicted model, not a curated record. Gene Ontology annotation, biological process: regulation of transcription by RNA polymerase II. Lineage: Eukaryota; Metazoa; Chordata; Aves; Passeriformes; Pipridae.